Molecule: messenger RNA, 1552 nt
Organism: Heterobilharzia americana
Lineage: Eukaryota; Metazoa; Platyhelminthes; Trematoda; Strigeidida; Schistosomatidae
Source: the annotation of a GenBank genome assembly
AUGCGUUGUAUUAAUUUGUGUCAAGAUUUAUUGUAUUUCCAACCAGUAGAAAGUGUUAACUGGUUGUUACACAUUCUGUACACUCAGUCUUCAUUUACCAGAUGUACUGAGAUCAUUACGAAUCGUGAACAAUUCUCUGUGAAUGAUGAUUAUCACCUGUAUUGUCUCAGUCUUAUCAGUCGAUUAAAUGGUUGUAUUGAAGAGUCCUUGAAUUAUUUACACAAGUGUUCGGAGCGUAUUACCAAUUCACCUGAUCUACUGAAGCAAAUUGCCAAGUCAUUAAUAUUAGCGUUGUUCGCCUAUAAAUGUACCGUUGACUAUGGUUGUUCCUUGUGUACUGAGAAUCAUGCUGCAUCAGGUUACUUCCUGCAAGGAAAUCAUACAGAAGCUUUAAAUAUUUACGAAAAUGCAUUCACUCUUAAUCAAAAUGAUUGGGAAAUACCAUUUACACAGGGUUUAUGCUAUUUUUAUCUAAAACAAUAUGAUCUGGCCGAGAAAUAUUUUAUUAAUUCCAGUAAACUUACAAGAAAUAUUAAACCUUUGAGGUGGUUGACAAAAGUUCAUUUAAAAAAAGAUUCAAUUAACCUUGCUAUCGAAACCUUGAAAAAAGCAACCGCGUUGGCUCCUGAAGAUCCUGAUCUACUCUACAAUCUCGGUUCAUUAUAUUUUCAGACGAAUCAAGAACAAUUAGCAUUUGAAUGUUUAAGUUCAGCAAUUAUUUUACAACCAAAUCAUUUUAAUGCUAAUCAACUUGCAAGUAUAAUUAUUUCACUGCAUAGUGAUUAUGAUGUUGCUCUAAACAAAUGUCGGUUAAUAUUAAAACAAGCUUCAGAAAGUUCAAUACUAUGGAAUAAUAUUGGUGUAGCAUUGUUGGGUAAGAAGAAUUUAGUAGCUUCUAUAACUUGUUUCAAACGUGCUUUUUACUUAACACCAUUUGAUUGGAGAAUAGCCGCCAAUAUAGGCAUAUUAUGUAUUCAAACAUCACAAUGGUUAAGUGGAUUUCAACAUUUUACAACAUCUAUACAAUUUUUUAAUUCAUUUGAACAAAAAUCAACAUCAUGUAUGAACAAUAAAAUUUCCUAUGAUAUUGGAAUGUUGUACUGCUUAUUGGCGUAUUGUUUAAUCAAACUUCAGGAAUAUUUAAAAGCAUAUGAGGCUUUCAUGAAUGCAUAUACGCGAAGUCAUGAAAAUCCAUUGGUCCUUUUGAACUGUACAACUUUUCUAGCAAAAACAGAUAAAAAAUUAGCCUGUCAAAUAUUUGAUGAGUAUGAAAGGCUUGUCUCAGCUACUGAUCUAUCCCUACCUUACUGGUUGGAGAAAACUAAUGUGGAUAAGAAAGUUGUUCAGUUAAAAAGUUUUCUUGGGAAAAGUGAACCACAGAUCACUGAUUCAUCGUUUGGUGAUGCAAGUAUGUUAUUGGAAUAAAUUUUGGCGAAGACAUAAGUUUAUCACAAACUUUCACUACAUUUAUCAAAAGAAAGGCUAUAAAUUUUACAAGCAAUUCACCAACCAGUAGCUGAUCAGUUAACCAUUUGUAUUCAAUAGAAUAUUU